GAAAACAAAAUGCACUCCUUCCUGGCCUGCCCUGCCCUUCCCUGCCCUGGCCUCCUCCGCCAUACCAAAAAGCGAUCAAAACUGCGCAGUUGCCCUGGAAACCGGUUAAUUCUGCGACUGCCAGCCAUACCAUCCCAUCCCGAUUCGAGCCCUUUGCCAUGAUAUUGACCAAGAGGCACAGCCAGGCCUGCCAGCCACUCCCCAUUGGGGCGGCCGGACAGAAACUAAAAGUGCUAGACUCGUCAUCCCAGACCGCAAACCCCGGACCUCCAGAUCCCCGUACCCCACAGUCCAGAUCCCAGAUCCGACCGCAACUAAAGGAAACGACAACGCGCCGGCGCGCAGUCAUCUUGGAAAUGUCACGCAUGCGCUGUUGGCAUGCGCGUAAUUGCGUUGAGGAUGUGACGGCCAGAGGAUGUCUGUCCCCACUACCCACUUCCAAGUCCCCAAUCCCCCCUGUCUGGCACUACAAUUUAAUGAGCGAAUAAGCCAAGAAAUUGCAUGGAAAAGAGCCCAAAGAAUGGGCCUCGCCCCACCCCGUCCCGCAAACAAAU
Molecule: messenger RNA, 554 nt
Organism: Drosophila obscura
Lineage: Eukaryota; Metazoa; Arthropoda; Insecta; Diptera; Drosophilidae
Exons: 2
Coding region: 159-488 (109 amino acids)
Source: RefSeq, a predicted model, not a curated record